AUGGCAUCGUGCCACGCUAGCAAAACUGCUCAGAACAUUGACAGAGAGCCAACAUCGCAGCUCUCUCUCCGCUCAUAUGGCCGACAGCACACACGACCACGCCGUAGCCGAUCUCGCACAGAGACGCUUGCCGUGCACCUCGGUGACGCUGAGGCACGCACCUAUCGUAUCGAGGUGCUGCAGGGCGAAGCGAGUCCACUGCAGUCUUUGCUGAAGACGUACCCAAACUGCGUCUGGGAUGGGUCAACGUUCUUCCUGCUCCCUCUGCUAAACGAACAGCAGGAGCCCAUCGACGCUCUGCCAUCACUUCUUACACGAGAGUUGCCCCUGCGCGGGCGCAGCCCGGACGAAGAGAGUGACACGGUCGUCGCCACAGGCAUCACGCCACCUUUGGACUUCGGAAGGGAGACGACCGACGAAAUGGUGCUCCCUGACAUGACAACAACCUUCUUGCGCUCUGCCAAUGCGUCAUUCGGCGGCGCAGGUGGCACUGGCACAUCGCUUAAUACGCCGCUUCCUCCGUCAUUGGGAAGUGCGUCCGUGGGCGGGGAUGGUUCAGCCCUGAAGAGCACCAGUCUCGCAGCCCACAGGGCAGUCGGCAUGCCAGCCGCAUCUGUCGCUACCACCGCUGCCCCGGUCGUACCUCGCUGGAAGCGCUUCAGCACGACCGCCGCCCUGUAUCUGGCUCUCGGCGAGGCCAGUGCUUGUGAUGUGGCACGCUUUCCCUACGCAGCGGUCCAACUGUGCGACUGGGACGACCUUGUAGGGCAGCAGAGGAUGCGCAUCGAAGCAAAAGUGAGCGCCUCCGCGGCUGCGAUCAGUGCACUCAAAAAAGUGACCCACAGGCGGCAUGACCGGCUCGUGCCGGUGGCGGUCAUGUUCCCCAUGUCCCGCAAGGGGGUAAUGCGUCGGCCCUUCUCUCUGACAACGCAGCCCUUCAGGGAUGCCGAAGUGUUUCAGCUCUUUUACUUGCAGCUGCUCUUUCGCGCUUACUUCGACGUCCGCUUUCGCGGUAUGACUUUCACACUGCCUGGGCAGUCAGCUCCGCACCUUCGCUCCGACCUUGUCGCCGUGCGUUCGAGUGGUCGCCAUCACGUCGCCUUUGAGCACCCUACGAAGCGCGAUGAGUGGCUUCUCUUUCCCCCUCGCACCCACCUUCUGACGUUGCUUAACCUGGAGGAGGCGGUUGUGCCGCUCUAUUCGACCCCGGCGGAGCUGCAGGAGACGUCCGCGCUCCCACUCUUUGGUGCCGGCGAAACCUUGCCGUGCGUAGGCAUCGCCGGCCGCAAGCUGGCGCAGUGGGCAGCAACGUUGGAGGUUAGCAGUCCUGAAACGGCCUUCUUGGCGCUGGUAGCUCUCUUCGACCAAAUGAAGGGCCAGUUCGAGUGCACUCGUGGUGAGCUGUGGCGCCGCGCCACUGGGGGUCCCCAGGCUGGCGCUUCGUCCUUCGUGCCGCUCUUGUUCCGCUGCGCUGAGUACACCGCUGGGGCAUCGUUGCGGCACACUGGUGAAGGCCUCUCUCGUUUUUUUGUUCCACCAAGCGAGCGAGCUGCCGCUUCUGUCCCCGUUACGACUACGACGGGCACACAUCCUGCGGGUGACGUGUUGCCCGUCUCUUUUUCGAGUGGUUCACCUCUUCCGUGCAUCCCGGUGAAUGGGUCGGCAAUCACGACCACAGCCAGAGACGCAUCCACCGCGUCCCCUAAAUCAUCAGUAACAGUGAUCCGGGACCGACUGGCCACAUCUUCGACCAUGGACAGUCAUACUAAAGUGCUAUCUGUCACUGUCGGUACGGACGCCAACUCGGAUUGCAACCAAGAUAGAGCGAAGGCAUUUGCUAGCUUAUCGAAUACAGUCGACCAGGCCGGCACCAGAUCGGUGAGAGAGACGCUGUGUGCCUCCAAGAGCAUUCCGCCUGCGUUGUUGCACAUGCAUUCCGUUGAUGCCGCUGCCGGCGCCAUGUCCACGCAAAGCCCCAAUGCUGCCGCCGUCUUGGUCUCUACUACGGAUGCGGCGCAGGCGAAGGAGGCCGAGAAGACCGAGGAGUCGCCGCUUCCUGUCGUAGCAGACGCCGAGGAUGUGGGUUUGGGCGAGGCGACAAUGGCCCACGGCGAGCUGUUCAACGCCUCUGUUGGUCCGUUGAGCCCGCCUACGAAGGGGGGGAGCUUGGUCACGCGCUGGAGUAACUACAUACAGAUCGGCAACUGCGCCAUCUUCAAUGGCCCUACAACUGACGUAGAGGUGCUCGGAUUUCUCGGUCGAGGCGGCAGCAGCCUUGUAUACCGCGGCACCUACGGCUCGUGGCGCCUCCCCGUGGCAGUGAAGGUGUUUGUCAUUCCGGAUGGCAUGGACCACGAGCAGUACGUGCGAGAGUCUCUCACCGAUGUCGCGUUUUACGUCUUGAUGAAUCAGCUCGAAGACUUUGGAGUGUACUGUGGCGGCCGCGCCCAUGAUUUCAUUGUGAGCUGGCAGACACCGAAGGGGUUGCCAGCGGAGGCCGCCAGCGAGGCGCGCCGGGGGGAAAACGAUGCGAGAACACAGCUGUGUUACUUAGUGACAGACUUGAUGGAUGGAACACUCGGGCGUUUUUUGACGGAGGACGAUGCCGACUUUGACCCUGUGUACGACAAGCUACUCAACUCUGCCCUCCACGAUGGUGAGCUUUUCCAGCUCCUCUUUACCCAGCUCGCCAUCAAGACGCUGUUUAAUUGGAAAGUGCUGGAUAUGAUGCUGAACAAUCAGCUUCGUGGUGACAACAUUGGGUACCGCUACGUAGCGCAGCCGCUGGAGCAUGCCUCGUACCUCAAGGAGCACCCAGAGGAGGCUGUGGCGCUAUCCGGGUCGCGCCAGUACUACGCUGGCAUUCUGUACGGCUUCCAGUUCGGACCUGAUGAGCCGUUACACUACCUGCGCUUUCCCGCCGAGACAGACAUAUCAGAUCAUGCGAAGUUGAAUCUUCUGCGCUUCAUAGGCAUCAUCGAUGUGGGGCAAGGCAUGCAACCCAAUGUGGCAGAACUCGUGCGCAAGGGCUACAUUGGGGAAACGGUGCUUGACUCGUGUAUCGAAGACGAUGGCUUUGGUCGGUACUGGCCACUUGACGAGCUGUACUGCCGCUACGUGGACGUCGAGGGAACUCUUGCGAAAGACGUGGUCGCCUGGGCCAGUGCGCGGCGUGUGACCACGCAAGGGGAUGCUCUUCAUGCGCUACGUGAGCUGUUUGAUCACUUCUACCCGACCUUUGGCGUUGAGGCACCAACGGAGGCGGAGCGGGCCACGUAUAUGUGUCUUUCCUGGACCUCGACGAACCUAGCGAACCUCAACGCUGCAUACGUGUACCGGGCCGAGUGA
This is a messenger RNA of Leishmania braziliensis MHOM/BR/75/M2904, 3348 nucleotides long. RefSeq lists its product as hypothetical. Bases 1 to 3348 code for a protein of 1115 amino acids. The transcript has a single exon. The record is from RefSeq and is a predicted model, not a curated record. Lineage: Eukaryota; Euglenozoa; Kinetoplastea; Trypanosomatida; Trypanosomatidae.